Messenger RNA from Trichoderma virens Gv29-8, 1119 nucleotides. RefSeq lists its product as uncharacterized. The transcript has a single exon. The record is from RefSeq and is a predicted model, not a curated record. Bases 1 to 1119 code for a protein of 372 amino acids. Lineage: Eukaryota; Fungi; Ascomycota; Sordariomycetes; Hypocreales; Hypocreaceae.
AUGAAUAGCGACUCAUUCCACUACUUUUCGAAACUCCCCCCCGAAAUCCGCCGCUAUAUCUGGCACUAUUGCCUGCCGUGUCGCGUAGCUGAAGAAGACGUUCCUUAUCUCCUUCUCGAUGGCAACGAAUCUCGUCAAGCUUGCUGGGCUAAUGCCUCAACGCAUCAAAACGCCAGGCCGCCGACCAUCGCGUUUGUGAACAGAGAGUCUCGCCACGUUGCACUGGAGCAUGGUCACAAUUUUGAGCCACCAGAUUCACACAGUUUAGAUUCGGUAUGGCUGCAGCCGGAUCGGGAUGUGCUGCUUCUCAACUACACGAAGAUAUGUGACCUUGUUAUGUACGGACAUGUCGACCGCACCUCGAGUGUGGUACUCCUGUUUCUAUGGCGGGCAGAGGAACUUCAGAUGCAGCCUUGCGUCGUCGCAGAGCUUCUUCACUCUUUUAAUUUAAAGACGCUGCUAGAUGGCGAUGAUGCGUCUGAUAGUCCCCGUGUUCCCCAAGAGAAAUUAGGUAAUCCCUAUUCAGACGAUAUAGCUAGUUACACAGAAUGCAUCCAAGAGCAAAAGAUGGUGCUAGACGUAGCAAUGGCUGCGGUGUCUCUGCACAUCACCACGGAAGCAGCUCUGGGCUCUGGCCUGUUCGGGCUACUGGGCGAUGCGCCUGUUCAGCUGGUUGAUUUUGAUGAUGAAGCUCGGUUGAGGCAAUUCUACGAGCUAUUCAAAGAAAAUUCAUUGGAUUACGAGCCGGCUGUACAAACGCUUUUCGAAUUGUUUUUGAGCUCUCGGUUUCGCACGGCGGUGGAAAACUGGACGAGACAAGCUGAUUGGGUCAUCUUGGCCAAUCUGUGGCACUACGCACGAAAUUCUAAGGAUUACCAGGACAUUCUUGGGGCACACCCCGGCUCAGUAUGGACGCCUCAGCUGGACGAGGAUAUACUUUACUUCGCGAUGGACGAUUAUUUGCCCAAUGAUGACCAUCCGUGGGUGAAACAAGCCAAGGAGAAAGCACCCAGGCUGCGACCACAAGUCAUGGUGCGAUAUUGUACUCGCAAAUGCUAUACGAAGGAGCGACUUCCCGAUUACCACGCUACAAACUUGUGGUGGAACCCGAAUUUCUAA